Acinonyx jubatus (cheetah) is the source of this 5308-nucleotide messenger RNA. RefSeq names its product coiled-coil domain containing 136 (gene CCDC136). Gene Ontology annotation, cellular component: acrosomal membrane. Lineage: Eukaryota; Metazoa; Chordata; Mammalia; Carnivora; Felidae. The transcript has 18 exons. The coding region runs from base 60 to 3728 and encodes 1222 amino acids. The record is from RefSeq and is a predicted model, not a curated record. Gene Ontology annotation, biological process: acrosome assembly; single fertilization.
CACGGCUGCGGCGUCUGCUCCGGGCGGCGGCGGCGCGAGCGGCGGCGGCGCGAGCGGCCAUGGAGGCGGGCGCCGGGGCCGGUGCGGGCGCCGCGGGCGCCGCGGGCGCCGCGGGCUGGAGCUGCCCCGGCCCAGGACCCACAGUGACCACUUUAGGCUCCUAUGAGGUGUCUGAGGGUUGUGAGAGGAAGAAAGGCCAACGCUGGGGGUCCCUGGAGCGGCGGGGGAUGCAAGCUAUGGAGGGGGAAGUGUUGCUCCCAGCUCUCUAUGAGGAGGAAGAGGAAGAGGAAGAGGAGGAAGAAGGGGUGGAAGAAGAGGAAGAGCAGGCGCAGAAAGGUGGCAGUGUGGGCUCCUUGUCUGCCAGCAAGCACCGGGGACUGAGCCUCACAGAGACGGAGCUGGAGGAGCUGAGGGCUCAGGUGCUACAGUUGGUGGCAGAGCUGGAGGAGACCCGGGAACUGGCAGGGCAGCACGAGGAUGACUCCUUGGAGCUGCAGGGGCUCCUGGAGGAUGAACGGCUGGCCAGUGCCCAGCAGGCAGAGGUGUUCACCAAGCAGAUCCAGCAGCUCCAAGGUGAGCUGCGGUCUCUACGAGAGGAGAUUUCCUUGUUAGAGCGUGAGAAAGAAAGUGAACUUAAGGAAAUAGAACAGGAGUUACACAUAGCCCAGGCGGAGAUCCGGAAUCUGCGGCAAGCAGCAGAGGAUUCUGCGACUGAACACGAGAGUGACAUAGCAUCCCUGCAGGAGGAUCUCUGCCGGAUGCAGAAUGAACUCGAUGACAUGGAGCGCAUUCGGGGAGAGUAUGAAAUGGAGAUCACCUCCCUCCGUGCAGAAAUGGAAAUGAAGAGCUCUGAACCAUCCAAUAGUUUAAGUGUCUCAGAUUUCUCUGAGAUGCAAGAAGAGUUGCAGCAACUGCGGGAACGCUACCACUUCCUGAACGAGGAGUACCGGGCCCUGCAGGAGAGCAACAGCAGCCUCACGGGGCAGCUCGCUGAUCUGGAGAGUGAGAGGACACGAAGAGCAACAGAAAAGUGGCUGGAGUCCCAAAUGGUAAAGAAUACGAUGUCAGCAGAGUCUCAGACUUCAGAAAUGGAUUUUCUAGAACCUGACCCUGAAACCCAGUUGUUGCGACAACAGCUUCUGGGAGCUGAAGAGCAGAUGCAUGACAUGCAGAACAAGUGUAAGGAAUUGUGUUGUGAGUUGCAAGAACUACAGCAUCAUCGCCGGACCAGUGAGGAGGAGCAGAAGCGGCUGCAGAGGGAGCUCAAGUGUGCACAGAAUGAGGUGCUUCGGUUUCAGACUUCCCACAAUGCCGCCCAGAACGAGGAGCUGAAGACCAGACUCUGUGCCCUUCAGCAAAAGUAUGAUGCGAGCCAGGACGAGCAGAACGAGCUCUUGAAGGCACAGCUACAGCUUCAGACUGAGCUCCGGCAGCUCAAAGUCAUGAAAUCCACAGCCGUAGAAAGCCCGAGUGAGAAGGAGUUAAUGUGCCGGCUACAGAAGCUGCAGGUCCAGUACCAGCACAUCACGUGCGAGAAGGAUAAGCUGCUGGACGUACAGCGACAACUGUGUGGGGACCUGCGGUACCAUGAGGCGGAGGUGCAGCGCCUCAAGGACGUCGUGGCCUCCUUCCAGGAGAGCAGUGAGAAGAACGCAGAGAUGCACACCCAGCUUCAGGAGAUGAAGCGGCUGUACCAGUCCAGCAAGGAGGAGCUGGAGCGGCAGAAGCACAUGUAUGAUCAGCUCGAGCAGGACCUCCUGCUCUGCCAGCAGGAGCUGAAGGAGCUCAAGACCACCAAGCCCAUCCCAGAGGACAAGGGGAAAUGUGCUAAUAAGUGUGACACAGUGCUAUCCAGACUGACAGAAUUGCAGGAACAGUACAAGGCCAGCCAGAAGGAGUUGGGGCAGCUGCAGAUGGAGCAGUGCGAGCUCCUGGAGGAUCAGAGGAGGAUGCAGGAGGAGCAGGGCCGGCUGCAAGAAGAGCUGCACAGGCUCCCGCUACCGUUCCCCAGAGCUGGUCUCUUGCGUAAGAGUCAGGAGCUGCUUGCAAAGUUACAAGACCUGUGUGAACUACAGCUGCUCUACCAAGGCAUGCAGGAAGAGCAGAAAAAACUGGUACAGAAUCAAGAAUGUGUGCUCAGAGAACAGUCAGACCUGCACGAAGAGCUACAUCUUUUCAAAGAGGCUCGUUUCCAGGAAGUCUUCAAGAAUCCCGAUGAUUCCAAAUUGUCUAAGUCCUCCAAGUGUGGUCCUAACAAGUCCAAGAUGAUCAUCGCCCAGAUACAGGCUCUGCAGGGGCUGUACGAGAGCACUCAGACCGAGCAGGAGCUACUGCAGCAGGAGCAGGGCAGGCUCCUCGAGGAGCGGAAGAGGCUGCAGGCCGACUUGCAGCUCUGCCUGGAAGAGAUGCAGCUGCUCCAAGUCCAGUCCCCUUCCGUAAACAGGAGCCUUGAGUCCUACCAGAAGACCUACGGCGGCAUGGCCGCCAGCACCGAGUACGAUCGUAAGAGCUACGGUAGCAGCGUUGAUGACAGCGAGAGCUAUCACAAGAGUUACGGUAGCACCCAGGCCAGUGAUGAGAGCUUUCUCAAGAGCUACGACAGCAGCACCAGUACCCACAAGACCUGUGAUAGGAAUUACAGCAGCAGCAGCAGCAGCGUCACCUAUAAGAAGAGUUACGGUAGCAGCAGUAGCUCUGACACCUGUUACAAGAGUUACGUCAGCAGCAUUGAGGAUGAACCUGCUGAGCCCGAAGAUGUAGAGCGCUGUGAGGACAUGGUGGCCAAGGUGUUGAUCAAGCUGCAGGGAGUGCAGGCCAUGUACCAGCUCAGCCAGGAGGAACACGACCAGCUGCAAGAGCGAAUGAAAAAGCUGCUGGAACGGCAGAAGGAGCUGAAGGAAGAGCUGGAUGCCUGUGAAAAGGAAUUCAAGGAGUGCCUGGAAAGCCGCGAGAAGCCUGUUGCCUCCUCAAAUGACAGGAACGAGAUCAAAGAGCUGCAGGCCAAGCUGCGGGAGCUGCAGCUGCAGUAUCAGGCCAGCAUGGACGAGCAGGGGCGGCUUCUGGCCGUGCAGGAGCAGCUGGAGGGACAGCUGCAGUGCUGCCAUGAGGAGCUGCGCCAGCUCAAGGAGAGGUCCUCUGUCGCCACAGAAACCAAGGGAAAAAACGGCAAUAAGAAUAUGAACAAAAAUGCCAACGGGGUUAAAAAUAAAAAGGUGACCAAACCAAGCCUGGACGGCUCUGAGUACAACUGUGAGGACGAGAAGAGUCUGGAGGUGGUGCUCUACUACAAGGCCAACCACACGGAUUUAUAUGAUCUAACAAAAGAGGAAAUGGAGGAGGGAAAGAAGGAAACCAAAGAGGAAACGAAGCAGGAGUCCUGGGAGGAAGUAGCUUCUCAGGCAUCAGACCCUGCCGAGGUGAAGUCCACGGAAGAUAAAGAGGGGGCUUAUGAAGAGUCCCAAGAGCAGGGGGGCAAGGAAGAAGACAACAAAGAUGAGAGUGACGACACUUGCCCUGAAGCUUCAGAGGAAAACAGCCCCCUCAAGCUUUCUGAAAACAAAAAGGUGACCUCAGAGAUGAGGGUGGCUCCUCGCGUUGCCAGCCAAAUCGCAGAUGCAUUGGUCUGCACAUAUAAACCCUAUCUCCAGCAGCUCAUCCGAACACAGAGAAAUGGAAUGAGCUGGACACUGUGUGUGGGGGGGGGGGGGGGGCAAGUGACUUGCCCUUAGGUCCAUGCCCACACCCAUCUGCUGUGAAAAGAGUGCCCUGAGAAGAUCUGCAUCUGAGCCUUCGUGGCUCUGCCCUUGUGAUGCCUCAUGGGAUUCGCUCUCAGAGAGGACUUACUGUCAUGCAGAGUCUGACGGUGAACAGGUGGCACACUCAAGAGCCUUAACUUGAAGAGUGUUUAAAUGAAGGGACUCUGUACACAGGCAGAGUUAGAGAACCAGCAAGGAAUAGUGAAAUCCCCAGAUACCAGCAACAGUGUCUCCCAUCACAGACCUGAAGGAGAGGGGAGGAGGGCAGGGCUAGAGGACUGGAAAGGGGCCCCGGACCCACAGAAGGGUACGGCCCUUGUCAGAGCCUGACACCCUCUCCCCCCACCUGUCUGUUUCCUAAUGGCACUUCUCAUUGGCUGAUCCCAGCUGCGAGCCAGAGAGCAGCGAUGCCCAGGUGACACAGGUCGGUCUCCUGGAAUUCAGAGUAGGGCAAAGGAUGGAGAGGGGAUCAAAGUGGAGAUAGAAUGAUAAGGAUAAUUUAUGAGUGUCCUUGGUUACCGUCGUUGCUGUGGAACCCUCUGUGAUUGGUUGUUCCAAUGAAUGUUUCCAUAGGAGAGCCCUCAAGUGCAUUCAUAAGCCACAGUGGACAAAAUGGCGCCAUGACCGCUGGUUUCCCGGAACGCCUCUCUGCCUCUUUUCUACCUGAUGCCAAAGGAGUUUGUUCCAUUCACCCAAAUGUCCGAAGUAACGUACCUAUAGAGCAUGUACUGUAGUGGGCACUGCUAAGCAUUAAAUGAAUUCACUUCUUCCCCGGCCUUUUCCUAGGGGGCCUGGGGCCAGUUCUAAAAUCGUGAUCAGUCACUGUAGUAAACAGGGCUGCACCUAGGCAGAUUGAGGGCAUUGCCACGCAUUCCUUUCUCUCCCUUUAAAUGACUCCUCUUUGAAGGCAGUGCUGAUUUGGGGUGGCCUAGCUCCUUGCAAUUCCAAGUGUGGUCCACAGACCAGCAGCAUCAGCGUCGUUAGCUUGUUAGGCAGUAUCUCAGGCCUCACAUCAAACCUACCAGCACAGAAUCUGCAUUUUAACGAGGUCCCCAGUUGAUUAGUAUGCGCACUAGAAUUAGAAAACUGCCCUCAGCGACAUUAGGUUGUAUGUGCUCAGUUGUAACCUAAAUUGAAGAAAUUCCUUCACAACCCAUCCGGUACCACUGGCCCCUUGCUGUUGAGUGUAGGUAGGGGGACCCUGUUUUUAAUCCACUUUAGUCUGGCCACCAGUCGGCUGGAGAACAUAUGUGGUGGAAAGGACUGGAAGAUGACUUACCAGUGAGGAUCACUGAUUUAACUUGGAAUUAGAAGCCAAGAUGGAGGCCACGGUCCAGGAGGCAGUGAGCCUCCAGUUAGGACUGCAUCCCAUCCUUCCCAGGCCUGAGCCUAGAGCCUGAGCAAUGCGCAGGAAAGUGGUCCUGCUUUUCUUCCCCCAGCCCUUUUGCUCAUUUUAGAAAGCCGUCCUCUUCAUCAUUUGGGUCUUUGUGCCUCCUGGUCUUGUUGAUAUACUGUUGCCAGAAUAAAGAGGACUCUCUGUGCUGAGUGUGAAA